AGAGCAGUGUUUGCUCAGAGCUGCAGGAGUCCAGCCCUGAGUGGCUGCAGUGCUCAGGCAGAUCUGGGAGAGGCGCCUCCUCCUCACAUUGGAGCUCAGAUAGCUCUAUCCAGACACAUCUCCUCUGUCACACUGAAGCUCUGGCUGCACUCACAAGACCCAUGGACACAGCUCUGCUUUAGGUGAGACCUCACCUCACACCAGAGCCCUAACCCAUGGGUGAUCUAGGAGAGCUGCCCUCUCAUUGAGACUCAUACUGUUGACAGUGGAGAGCUGCCAUCCGUAAGGACUCCAGGUUCCAAGUCCCCAUUUCUUACCAGAUUCCGACCUGGAUGGACCUUCCUGAGGACACCUGGUCCGAUGUCAAGAGACUCAGUGUGGGGAGCUCUUUCUAUCCCAUCAAAGUCGAAGGAACUGACAGCUCGUCUUCAUCUCCAUCUUCCAGCUCUCAAGCUGGAGAACUGAGUUCCAACAAACCCCACCACCAGCCUCACACGGAAAGGAACCAACCUGUACAGGAGGGCAGGUCGUCCACCUCUGCCCACCACUUUGGGGUCACUCAUCUUUCCAGCUUGCCCGGUCCGGAAGAUAUUAUACUUUUUAGGGAUUUAGAUCACAUCAACAAACUGAUCCUACCCAACAGAGACUCCAGGUUUAGCGUUUUGCCUGAACCACAAGGGGAUAUGUACCAAACUUUGGCCAUCACUGCGGCUCAGGGACCGGUCAGCUACGAUGGAUCUCCAGGAAGUUUCAUGCACUCCGCUGCCAGUUCUCCAGUUUAUGUGCCCACCACCAGAGUUGGACCCAUGCUUACAAGCAUCUCCUAUAUUCAAGGGAGCGGACACUCCCAGGCCUCCCACUCUGUGAACAGUCACCCAGUGUGGUCCCAGGCAGCCUCGGAGAACUCAUCAUACAGCAGCAACAGUCCACACACGUCCAGCAGAUACCACUACUCUCCUAGUCCUCCCAUGGCCAAUGGAAGCAAUAGGGACUCUGGCUACAACAAUGCUAUCAACGUGAAUGGCAGAGAUCAAUACGCACCUCUUGCUAGAUCGCUCAGUGGAUCUUACCCUAACCCCUACACAUCUUACAUGACACCACCUCUGACUACAGCCUGGCCUGCUGGACCUUUUGACAACUCCAUGCUCCACAGUCUUCAAGGCAGAACAACACCUCUCCAGAUGAGAGGACAUCCUGGAGACGUGCUGGACGAGCUGCCGGAAAGCCGCGAGUGUGUGAACUGCGGCUCAGUGCAGACCCCGCUGUGGAGACGGGACGGGACCGGCCACUACCUGUGUAAUGCCUGCGGCCUGUACAGCAAGAUGAACGGCCUGAGCCGGCCCCUCAUCAAACCGCAGAAGAGAGUGCCUUCUUCAAGGAGGAUUGGGCUGUCUUGUGCCAACUGUCACACAUCAACUACGACAUUAUGGCGCAGGAAUACAGAGGGUGAGCCUGUAUGCAAUGCCUGUGGCCUGUACAUGAAGUUACAUGGGGUUCCUCGACCACUGGCUAUGAAGAAAGAAGGGAUCCAAACUAGAAAGCGAAAGCCAAAGAAUCUAAAUAAGUCAAAGUCCUCUUCUAGUAAUGGUACUGGUAACCACCAAAUCCCUAUGACUCCGACUUCCACAACGUCAUCCACAAACUCUGACGACUGUGUAAAGAACGGUUCUCCUAACAAUCAGAGCACAGCUUCUGGGGUUGGGUCAUUGUUAAUGUCUUCUCAGCAAAGUGGGAGCACAAGCCCAGCUAACAAUGCACUAAAGUACACAGGGCAAGAUGGGCUGUACUCAGCUGUCAGUUUGGGAUCCCCCUCUGAAGUUGGCGGUUCUGUCCGACAAGAUUCUUGGUGUGCCCUGGCCUUGGCUUGAUAACUGUUGGAAUGUUUUUUUGCUUCAGUAAACCUCCUCCUUGUACUUUUUAAAGCCAAGUCUGCAGAUUUCCAUGAAGACUACUUUAUAAUCCUUAGUGCCUUGGUUUAUGUGGAGAUUUAUGGAGAACAUUGUAAAACAUCUAUGCAAGAGGAUUGAGACCAAUAUCUUUCGAGAUCAUGUUCUAAGAAGCCACUAUUGAAUGAACUUCCUAAACUGGAUGAUGCAUUUACUCCUCAUUAGAAGAAGGCCUUUAUACUCCAUCACACAUGCUGCCUUGUGAAAAGACACUUGACCAUGUUUUACUUUACAGGCUUCCAGUUGGUGAAUCUCACUUUAUUCCCUCAUUUAUCUUAAAUGGCUAAAUCCACUAUUUCAACUUUUCUAAUCAUCUCAAGAAGUUUUUGCUUCUGUCACUCCUGUCCUACUCUAUCCAGUAGAAGGAGAUCACAUUCUAUUUUCUACAAUUCAAGCCUGAUUCUCCUUGUAGCAACAUUAAACACAGCUUUACUUGACUUUGGCAGAUUGUUGAAACCAGAUAUCAUUCACUGGUUGCCAAACUAGGCUAGCUAUGAGAAUGCCAAAUGGUCUUGAGGAUAAAUAGCUGCAUAUCCUCCUGGUUGUUGGGUUGUCUAUUGUGUAUGCACACAUACAAAACUGAACCACAAUAAAAAAAUGUAUUCAUGUGUUUAGGGCUGAUGAGAGUCGUGUGAGCAGGAAUGGUGUUGGGUCGGUUUUCCAUCAGAUUUGGCUUCUCCCAAAUGUAGAUUAUACAUUUUUUUUAGAGAGGAAAGUAGCUUUCAUAAAUAUAAUGAAGAAAGUAGUACAUGUGUUAAUUACACUCUUACUUAAGACUUAUACCCCACUAAACUCAACAUCUGCCAACAUUUGCACCAAGAUUGCCACCAAUCAUGUGGGUCAUCCUUAUUUACUUUCUUCAUCAUUUGUCACAAUUCAUCUCCUCUUUAUUUUCUCACGAAGA
Bufo bufo (common toad) is the source of this 2850-nucleotide messenger RNA. It is a transcript of the gene GATA6, whose product is annotated as GATA binding protein 6. NCBI's taxonomy places the organism in Eukaryota, Metazoa, Chordata, Amphibia, Anura, Bufonidae. Gene Ontology annotation, biological process: cell fate commitment; positive regulation of transcription by RNA polymerase II; epithelial cell differentiation. The transcript has 8 exons. Gene Ontology annotation, cellular component: nucleus. The record is from RefSeq and is a predicted model, not a curated record. The coding region runs from base 333 to 1868 and encodes 511 amino acids. Gene Ontology annotation, molecular function: zinc ion binding; DNA-binding transcription factor activity, RNA polymerase II-specific; RNA polymerase II cis-regulatory region sequence-specific DNA binding.